Danio rerio (zebrafish) is the source of this 1510-nucleotide messenger RNA. Lineage: Eukaryota; Metazoa; Chordata; Actinopteri; Cypriniformes; Danionidae. The record is from RefSeq and is a predicted model, not a curated record.
AUGCAGUGAAGUGGUUGCGUUUGGUUGCUUUCGGACAGCCAUGGAGCCCCGCGUGAGUAACGCUUGUGCAGACGCGCAGUGGAGCCAGCUGUCAGUUCAGAGUCAGCGCUGCACACACACACACAAACACACACGGCCACUCACUUUAGACUGAUUGAGACGCGCGUGUGCCUUCAGCUCUGACCGACAGCAGUGUGUUACCAGAAUUACAAAGACAUGGAAAAAUCAUUACCUAAGAGGAAGGAGUCUAUGAUCACCUGAUAUAAACUAACCCCCUGUGACUACAGAGGAGGCGGAACAAUGCCAGACUCCGCCUUCUCUCCGCCAGUUCCACCAAUCGCUGCUCUGAACUGUUCCCUGGACUUAUCGAAUUGUUCAAUCACGAACCUCUCUGCGAUUGCAUAUGGCGACGAGUGCUAUGGCAGCCACUCUUUGUUUGUUAUCAUGGCUGUUGCCUACAGUGCUGUUGUACUGCUGGGUGUCAUUGGAAACCUGGCUCUCAUCCUUGUGAUCGCACGCCAGCGGGAGCUUCACAAUGUCACAAAUGUCUUAAUCGCAAACCUCUCGGUUUCAGACUUGCUGAUGGCAGUGGUGUGUCUGCCCUUCACCUUCAUCUACACCUUCAUGGACCAUUGGGUUUUCGGUGCGGUCAUGUGUAAACUCAACAGCCUGGUUCAGUGCUGCUCCGUCUCAGUGUCGAUAUUCUCCUUGGUUCUUAUCGCCAUUGAGAGACACCAACUCAUCCUGCACCCUCGUGGAUGGAGGCCCAGCCUGAACCACGCUUGCCUGGGCAUCAGCUUGACCUGGGCCCUGGCUGUCCUCACCGCUACACCUUUUCUACUGUUCUCCCGGGUGACAGACGCCCCGCUCAAGCAGCUGCCUUCAGUGUUUCAGGAGCAGUAUCGGGGAAAAGUGGUGUGUGUGGAGGAGUGGCCCUCCAGAGAAAUCAAACUCACCUACACCACCGGCAUGCUGGUGCUGCAAUACAUCACGCCUCUCACAUUCAUCUUCAUCUGUUACCUGAAGAUAUACACUCGUCUGCAGCGGCGAAACAACAUGAUGGAAAGAAUCCGUGAAAACAAAUACCGUAGCAGUGAGUCUAAACGGAUAAACAUCAUGCUCUUUUCCAUUGUGGUGGCAUUUGCAGUUUGCUGGCUCCCGCUGAACGUGUUUAAUGCAGUCAUCGACUGGAAUCAUGAAGUGGCGAUGAACUGUACCCACAACCUUCUGUUCUCUCUGUGUCACCUGACCGCGAUGUGCUCGGUCUGCAUUAACCCCAUCUUCUACGGCUUUCUGAACCGCAACUUCCAGCGUGACCUGAGGGCCUUCCGACUCUGCAAGAUUGUGUCGACGCGUGAAAACGAAUAUGACAUGGUCGCCAUGUCCACAGUUAACACAGACGUGUCCAAGAUGUCUUUAAAAAUGAGUAGCCUAGAUCUCUGAGUUUUGUGAGUGACACUCGUUAUGGCAAGCCAUUUUAACAUUAGAUACUAGUACCAUUUUGAAAGAU